AUCGUGUUUCCCUCGUUAUACAUCCAUACAAUAUACCUGCAUUGGCGUGCGCGAGGUGCCGAAUAUUUUGCAAGAUGCAAAACAGUCUCGUCGACCACGACGAGUUUACAUUUUUACUCCCGCACGAGGAGAGAGAUAGAGUGCGCGCUUAAGUAACGACUGGGUUUACUCUGCUAAGUGACGAUUACGUAAAAUCACAUUAAACAGAGAAAAAGAUACGGAUAAACGGGGGAAAGAGUGCUGACACUUUUAUUGAGAUGAGGAGAGCAUCGUUUGAUAAACACAAUAAUACAAAACGCAAUAUCCUAAGCAACGUGGCGUACAACUUCACGACAAACGUUAAAGAUGCCGGGUUCAAGUGCAUAAAUUACAAUCACCACGAGAGUAAUUACUUGCAACGAAGCGUCUCCGCCGAUAAUGUUGUAAUUCGCUCACGCGGUUUCAAGCCAUCCGAUAGACACGAUCCGGUAAAGAGGAAUUUACUUGAAAGUCUAACUUCAAAAAUACUGCACUUCGACAUGGAGAGCGGCGAGACGACUCCCAUUAAUCUGCAAAAAUUGCUUACACCAGCAUCCGACACGAAUGAGCUGUUACAUGCGAAAAAUAAGAAGAUGUACGCAUCAUCUUAUUUUUAUGCACCAACCCAUCCGACUGUGGAAGAUCAGGUAGAGCUCGCACGUCGAAUUUCCCAUUCGUUGAGCGAUGUGAAAAACCUGAAGAGCAAAGGUCAAUCGAUGUACGUUAAUCGUAAAAAACGAUCUGUAAAAUGGAUUCACGAUGGGAACGGAGCCGAAGGCGAGGAAGAGUCAUCUUCUCCAGUGCACAAGGACAAGGUGCCUCUGAAAUGCGUGAUGAAUCCAAAUGGAAAAGUAUUGGAUAUCCAUGGUAUACAGGCAUUAGGAGAGGAAGUAAAUAUAGAAACAAUGCCAUCCCAUCCUGAGAAGCUUUUUGAUAUUGUUCGUGACCUGAAUAAUCAAAAAGGCCGUGGUGCUGAGAUAUUCGCAAAGCGUAGGAAAAGGUCUGAAAAGUGGGUGGUUGAUCAGGAAAAAUCGCAGACUCCAACGACUCCUGGUUUACCCAAAGUACCGACCUACCCCAGUAAACAUGACAUGGAACUGAAGGAAAAUUCAAAGUUACCUACUGUGGAUCCUCUGCCACCGUAUAUACCGGCUACACCGGCUCCAGUAGCCGAGAACAAACCCUUUUAUAAUCCUUUCACACUGGACCUUUCUUUGAACGGUGUAGAACCACCUGCCACAGAUGCUCGAAAGCGCUUUGUGGGCACUAACAAAAAUCGAGAUGCGAAGAAGGUACAUCUGCGGGAAGUCGCGGUCGGCACUGACAUCGACUUCCUGGUUGACGAGCCAGGUGUAGAAAAGUCAAGGCGCAUCAGCUUCGACGGCACUAACGGCACUUAUGGCAAUCAUACGCUUAAUACUAACAGAUCUUGCAAGCCAGUAAUUAAUACUAACCCAGGCAAGUUGAUCUCUAUUACUAACAGCGACAUCAGAAACCACAGCAAGCAGCAAUACCAGGAAUGCAAUGAGGGCGAGGACAGCGAAUACACUCCGGUGCCUGUGAAACAGCUGAUACAAGAAUUUGAAAAGACCUGUAGGCCUGUGAUGCAGUACAAGCAAAUAAGUACAAGGGUCAUACCUAUUGUUCAGCAGUGUCCUUUGGAGAGCGACAUAUCGCGCUACUUCGAGGCACGGGUGUCCACCAGGUACGACGAGACUCCCAGGAUGCCAGAGGAAAAAAUUAUUCAUAACUAUGAUGAUGCUGAUGAUGAUGAUGAUGACGACGACAACGACGACGAUGAUGAUGAGUAUGAUGAUCCAGGAUAUCAGCGGAAUGGGCAAAUUUUGUACGAGGAGGAUGAAGAUGAUGAACUGGAGGAUGGUUUCUUGCCAUCGUCUUCUUCUAGAGUCAAUGACGAUCAUCUGUUUCGCCAAGAGUCACCUGUAUCAAGUUUAAUUAAUGGCAAUGGUUAUGUCCCUAUGGAAGCAGUUGAUGAGUACUACCGAAAACACAUAGCCAAUUCACAAACCUUUAAGUUAGAUUCUGAACACAGAAACGGAAGUGACAAAUUUUUAAAUGAUGAUGGUGAUCCGUUACCAAAUGCAAAGUCCUUGCUUCUAGCCAUGGUGGCUUCGCAAGAUGAUAUCCUGGCGACAAUAAAACAUCUUCGCAGUACGCCUGUUCUUGAAAAUCUUGUAUCGAACGCUUCACCCGAUUGCAAGUUCGCUGAUGUCUAUCCGGACGUAGGUAAUAAACUUUACGAGAACAAUUACCAAGGCCCGAAAUUAUCGAGUUUCCAAACUUUGACAAACUACAAUACUGCACCACGUGGCUGGAACCAGUCGCACACGUUCUAUCGUCCUAUCACGUUUGGCAAGCCGCAGGAUACGAUUGUAUAUUCCGAUUUUUAAAUAUGAAUUCGGUAUGUUAUCAUAUACAUAACCUUAAAAAAAAACGCACGCAAAUCUACGUGAAAUUUGCUUCCACUUAUCUGCCAGGGUUUCCCUGUAACGAAACACCGACUUCUCACAACAUGCUCCAAGGAUUCAUACCGAGAUCCAAAAGCUUUUCACGGGAACAUCAAUUUUGCUUGAAGCCUUUCCACAUAAAGAGAGCUUUCCUCCUAAGCCAUACAACGAUUCUCUAGUGUUUAUAUUUUAUGGAAGAAUCAAUGCCUAAAAUCUGUCCUAAUAUCGAUACCAAUGAGAUGAUUAUAUAAUAUAAUAAUAGAGCUUGAGCUUCGUUUUGCUUGGUAUACCUACACGUAUCUUCCUAAGAUAAAAUUAUUCGACGUUAAUCAUGCUUUCUGGCAGUGUUGGAUUAUGGCAUUUCCAUUUAUUAUAUGAUGCGAAUACACGGUGUUAUCAUAAUGCCUCAAAACGUCUACUUUACAUUACAUUUAUUUUGACCUGCAUCUAAUCUAAAAAAUAUUGUCAUCAACCACUCAAAAAAGAAUUACUUAUUAAUUAGAAAUAUAUUUCAUUAUAUCGCCUAUUCUGGCUUUUAAUUAAAUUAUCAUCAUUUUGUCGGCACCAAUUCAAAUUACCUGCCCGCAUUUAUUACAAAGAUAAUAAAGUCACACUAAUUUUAUUCCACGCGUCUACAUCGUCCUGUUGUAGUCAGUGACUUUCAAACAUUAACUAUACUGUAGUUAUAUAUUCUAGCUUAACUGUUAUAAGUCCACACUGGACUUAGGUUAUCAUGAAGUUAACGAUGCGAUGCUGUAAAAUAUAAGUGUGCGACGAC
Cephus cinctus (wheat stem sawfly) is the source of this 3264-nucleotide messenger RNA. RefSeq lists its product as uncharacterized. Lineage: Eukaryota; Metazoa; Arthropoda; Insecta; Hymenoptera; Cephidae. The record is from RefSeq and is a predicted model, not a curated record. The transcript has 11 exons. Gene Ontology annotation, molecular function: actin binding. Gene Ontology annotation, biological process: positive regulation of actin filament bundle assembly. Gene Ontology annotation, cellular component: nucleus; actin cytoskeleton; Z disc. Bases 258 to 2429 code for a protein of 723 amino acids.